CGGCAGUCGUACUUUCUCUCAGCCGUGUCCAUCCAUCGCCAAGAUGGUGAAUCCCUUAGUGAGGAGGAAGAUCAUGAAGAAGAGGACGAAGAAGUUCAUUCGUCCUCAAUCCGACAGGAAGAUAUGUGUGAAGCCAAACUGGAGGAAGCCGAAGGGUGUCAAUUCCCGCGUUCGGCAUAGGUUCAAGGGAACGACGUUGAUGCCAAAUAUUGGUUAUGGGUCGAACAAGAAGACGAGGCAUAUCCUUCCCAAUGGUUUUAAGAAGUUUGUCGUCAACAACGUCAAGGAGCUGGAUGUUCUUCUCAUGCACAACAGGGUGUUUUGUGCCGAGAUCGCUCACCGUGUUUCCACUCUCAAGAGGAAGGCCAUUGUGGAGAGGGCAGCCCAGCUGAACAUCAGCGUGACGAAUGGAGCAGCUCGUCUCCGCAGCCAGGAGGACGAGUAAAGAGGGGGGAUCACUGUGGGCGCUGUGUAGCUUCUACCUCCUUUUCCUUGUACUCGACGUACGUCAAGCAACUU
Chara braunii is the source of this 519-nucleotide messenger RNA. The record is from the annotation of a GenBank genome assembly. Lineage: Eukaryota; Viridiplantae; Streptophyta; Charophyceae; Charales; Characeae.